CCAUAUAAUCUGGCAUAAUGAAGUGGUUUGCAGUGGUUGCCCUUGCUGUGUGCAUCAUCACACCAACUGUGCACUGUGACUCUUCCUCUUCAACCUGGUGUUAUCACCUCCCUUUGUGCAAUGCCUCCACCUGGCCAAAAAUUUCUCCCGAGUAUUGCAGCCACACCCGACAGUCACCCAUUAACAUAGUCUCAGCGUCUGCCGCACUGAACUCCAAGCUUACUGAAUUCACUUUUGUAAACUAUGACAGCAAGUCUGCGAUGAAAUCCAUAGAAAAUACUGGAGAAACAGUUAAAGUGACCCUUAACAGUGGAGUCCAGAUUUCAGGAGGGGACCUAUCCGAGAAUUACGACAGUCUGCAGUUCCACUUGCACUGGGGCAACGGCUCCUCUGUCCCUGGCUCAGAGCAUACAGUGGAUGGAGUGCGCUAUCCUAUGGAGUUGCAUAUUGUGAACAGCAAGUCAUCCUGCCAUAGGAAUACAAAUAAAGCCGUUAAAGACUCCACCGGACUUGCAGCUCUUGGCUUUUUCAUUGAGGUAAUGCCAGGCAACUCAACUAUGAAGCCUGAAAGCUGGUACAAUUUGACCUCUUACUUGGUCAACAUCACAACAAAAGGCCAGUCAGUUCCGAUUGCAGCUGGGUUUUCACUGAACGAUCUGCUUGUUGGGGUGGAUCGCUCUAAGUAUUACCGCUACCUUGGGUCCUUGACCACCCCGUCCUGUAAUGAAGCGGUGGUUUGGACUGUUUUUAAGGAACCAAUUAAAGUCAGCAGAGAUCUGAUUGACCUCUUCAGCACCACAGUGCGCGUCAAUGACAGCGAAUCGGAACUCAUGACAAAUGUCUACAGAAAUCUGCAGCCAGCGCAGCCAGUCUCAACACAGGAUAACAGCGUCACCACCAUCUCUGUCUCCACAGCAUGUUUCUCACUGGGCCUGCUACUCAGUCUUGCACUGGAGAGGAACUGGAGCUAGACUAGAAACAGAUCGACCUGUUGCCUAUGUUUAGUAUGCAAAUACAGUUUUUCCACAUCUAAGUAAAACUCACCUUUGCUGCGUUCUAAUGUAGUUCUUUAUAUUUGAUAUGAUUAUGGAAGUGUGAAAAAAUAUUGUAUUGUGGUGGAGGCUACCUCUGCUCUAAUGUGAAAUCAGAUAUCUCGUGAUUAUGACUGACAGUUACUA
Molecule: messenger RNA, 1178 nt
Organism: Archocentrus centrarchus (flier cichlid)
Lineage: Eukaryota; Metazoa; Chordata; Actinopteri; Cichliformes; Cichlidae
Product: carbonic anhydrase 4-like
Exons: 7
Coding region: 18-971 (317 amino acids)
Cellular component (GO): plasma membrane
Molecular function (GO): carbonate dehydratase activity; zinc ion binding
Source: RefSeq, a predicted model, not a curated record